This is a messenger RNA of Eruca vesicaria subsp. sativa (arugula), 563 nucleotides long. The record is from the annotation of a GenBank genome assembly. NCBI's taxonomy places the organism in Eukaryota, Viridiplantae, Streptophyta, Magnoliopsida, Brassicales, Brassicaceae.
CCGUCUCCCAUCUUGUGCCCCAAUUAAAAACCCUAGAAUUCACACUCACCUCCUGAGAGAAGAAUUGAGAGAAAUGAUGAAGCGUUUGGUGCCAACGUUCAACCGCAUCCUGGUGAAGAGAGUCAUCCAGCCUGCUAAAACCGAAAGCGGCAUCCUCCUCCCAGAGAAAGCCUCCUCUCUGAACUCGGGCAAGGUGAUAGCAGUGGGACCUGGAUCAAGGGACAAAGACGGGAAUUUGAUUCCGGUUUCUGUCAAGGAAGGCGACACUGUUCUUCUUCCAGAGUACGGCGGUACUCAGGUCAAACUCGGCGAGAAUGAGUACCAUCUCUUCCGGGAUGAGGACGUGUUGGGAACAUUGCACGAGGACUGAGAAGGCUUAACACACUCAACUACGAGCGUUCUUGCUGGCCUUUGUGUUAUGGUUCGGGAAAAAAUGUCAUUUUUAUCUUUUUUUUUUAUAUGAGGUUGGACUUUGUUGAUUAUUAUUGAAAUUCAGACAUCAAACAUAAAGAAUGCACCUUCUGAUUUCAAUCUUCUGUGCUUAUUCCGGUGGGGAUAAAAUA